AUGAGGAGGCGCAAUGAGUAUGACCAGGAAGUGGGCUUCCCAGUGGCGAACUGGAAGGGCAGACGGUUCCCUGAAAAAGUCACCAUCGCCGGUGACUACUGUGUGCUUGAGCCGCUAGAUUGCGCGAGACAUGCGGAGCAGCUUUUCGAGGCUUUCGGGAGGGAAGACGCGGGCUCCAUGUGGACAUACCUUCCCGUUGGCCCAUUCAGAGACGCGGAAGAAUUUCAAAAGCACGUUCGGUCGCUGGCAGAGUCGACGCAGGCCGUCCAUUUUGCGAUUGUCAAUAGGCGCACUGGGCGUGCAAUGGGGUCCUUCUGUUUGACCAGGAUUGACGCCGAAAACGGCGUAGCAGAAGUGGGCCUUGUUGUGUUCUCGCCGGGAAUGCAGAAAACUGUCAUGUCCACUGAGGCGCAUUACCUGUUGCUGAGACACGCUUUUGAAUCGCUGCAAUAUAGAAGGUUAGAGUGGAAAUGCGACGUGUGCAACGAGCCGUCUAAGCGGGCCGCGUUGAGACUAGGUUUCCAGCAUGAGGGCAUGUUCAGACAAACCGCGGUGUGGAAAGGUGUAAAUCGAAACCACCACUGGUUCUCGAUCAUAGAUGCGGAGUGGGAAACGUGCAGUGAGGCUUUCCGACAAUGGUUAUGCGACGCUAAUUUCGAGAAUGGCAAGCAGAAAAGAGCCCUGGUCGAUAUAAGGAACGGCUGCUAG
Zygotorulaspora mrakii is the source of this 708-nucleotide messenger RNA. Its product is annotated as GNAT family N-acetyltransferase. Lineage: Eukaryota; Fungi; Ascomycota; Saccharomycetes; Saccharomycetales; Saccharomycetaceae. The record is from RefSeq and is a predicted model, not a curated record. Gene Ontology annotation, molecular function: protein N-terminal-serine acetyltransferase activity; protein-N-terminal-alanine acetyltransferase activity. Bases 1 to 708 code for a protein of 235 amino acids. The transcript has a single exon.